Mytilus trossulus (common blue mussel) is the source of this 1175-nucleotide messenger RNA. RefSeq lists its product as uncharacterized. NCBI's taxonomy places the organism in Eukaryota, Metazoa, Mollusca, Bivalvia, Mytilida, Mytilidae. The record is from RefSeq and is a predicted model, not a curated record. Gene Ontology annotation, biological process: DNA integration; DNA recombination. Gene Ontology annotation, molecular function: DNA binding. The coding region runs from base 74 to 952 and encodes 292 amino acids. The transcript is spliced from 2 exons.
CGUGAAUGAUAAGAACUUUCUUGACGAAAAAGACUUGAGAUUUGUUACUUUCAGACGCGUCCUUGAUUCUCGGAUGAAAGAAUUGUUAUCAAAAGGGUUUGGAACAAAAGUUAAAAGAGCUGAUCCUCUCAGUCUACAAGAUGAAGAAAAUUUGUGGCAAAAGGGGGUUUUUGGAAUGACGAAUUCUGUAUCGCUCCAGCAUACUGCUUUUUUCUAUGCAUGCAAACUUUUUGGUUUGCGAGGACGAGAUGAACACCGUAAUCUAGACUGUUCCCAAUUUGAAAUUGGGACCGACCAAAUUGGAAAGUAUGUGCGCUUCAUAGGGAGGAGUACAAAAACUUUCAAAGGAGGUUUAUCCCAUCUUAGUCUGGAUAACAAGGAUAUCAAACAUUACUCCGAAGAAGGUCCUCGAUGCAUUGCUACACAUUUUCAGAAAUAUUUCGAGGCGCUCGGUAAUGACGGCAUCUUUUACCGUAAACCACUCGAGGGAAAUUCUGAGCAAACUAUUAGAUAUGGAAAGCAGGCUGUUGGCAUUAACAAAUUGGACCUUUUCAUGAAGGAAAUUUGUCAGAAAGGUGGUAUUCAGGGCAACUUUUCAAAUCAUUCAGGCAAGCGUACAUGUGCGACUCAAUUAUACCAAGCAGGGAUCGAGGAACAGGAGAUAAUGGGUAGAACGGGGCACAGAUCAAAUGCUGUCCGAACCUACAAAACUUCAAAUGAAACAAUACAGAAAAAGGUUUCAAAUGUGCUUAAUCCUCCUCGAGAUGCCAUCGAAACUGCAGAAGUAUCCUUUUUCGAGGAAAAUUCUAGUGAUGAACCGACUACUGAAAAUACGAGUGUGUUAGCCACAACACCGAUGAAACGUCAACGGACCACACCAGAAAUGCUUAAAGACGUUACAAAUACUAAAGGGGUUGUUCAAUUUUCAAAUUGCAACUUCAACUUUCACUAACUAAGCUCUGCAUUUGAACAAAUUUUCAUUUCAAUAUGUAAUGAUCAAUUUUAGGUUUAUGUUUCAAAAGUACAAAGAAAAUUUGUAAAAAAAAAUCGGUUCUAUUUUGAAAAAAUUAAUGCGUAGUCGUUUCAUUUUUUUGGUUGUCUGUCUGGCGGAGAAAACCUACACAGAUUUAAAGAUUUGUAUUUUGUUAUAAGAAUUCUAAUAAAAUUGACAUUUU